CCAGUGGUAAAACAUUUAACCUAUAUAUACCCCCCAUUUUAGUUUCUCCGUCAGUCAACAUCGAUCUGAGUCAACCCCUGCGAAGAAUCACCGAAAGGCUUUCCCACAGUUGCGUGCACAUAUAAAUUCAUUCUUUUACCAGAGACAGCAGCGAGAUGAUGAGACCAUUGAAUCUAGUUUUCGUCGUGAUUGUGGUAGUCCAAGCUCUGAACUUCGUGAGCGUUCAAACUUCCACGGAAUCAGAAGAUAGCAGUGGUUCCAACUCCUCCGAAGUUUCUCAUCCGGGUCCAAGAUGUACGGCUAGAUGCACCGGAGGUCCUCACGACAAAUGCACCCUCUGUGGAACUGUGUGUCCGCUCACUUGUGAUAGACCGGAAAUCAGAGCAUGUACAAAGCAAUGCGCUGUCAAUGUUUGUAGGUGUGAGGAGGGCUACGUACGUAAUGCUGAUGGACAGUGUGUCAAGCCUAGACAGUGUCCAAGAAGAGAACCAGGAUGCACUCGGAGGUGCACUGGUGGUCCUCAUGAUAGGUGCACCCUCUGCGGUAGUGCGUGUCCACGUACUUGUGAUAGACCUAAUCCCACCAUUUGCACUUUGCAAUGCCUGGUGAACGUCUGCGAAUGUGAAAGAGGCUACGUUCGGAAUGACCAUGGACAAUGCGUCCGGCCAAAUCAGUGUCCACCAUUAUGUACUCGCCGAUGCUUUGGUGGUCCUCACUGCCUCAAGCUACCGAAGAACUCUGAAAUGAACAUUGUUUUUGUUACCACUCAAUUCUCCGCAAUUUCAGUUAAUAUUGAUGUAGCGAUAAAAACAUUGGACUUAUCUCUCGUCAACAAAUAUUCCCAGAAAUGAUUGUAUGUCUUCUGAAUAAACACAAAGUCUUGCUCUAUCAGUUAUCACUCAUCACAUGGCUUGCAAUAAUCAUAAACAUUUGCAUCUUUCCAUCAUUAAAUAAAUCUAAUUACUUCCUCUGUCGGUUAUCAUUCACUACGUGAUUUGCAGUAACAAUAAACACAACAACAAUUUUUUA
This is a messenger RNA of Fopius arisanus, 1029 nucleotides long. Its product is annotated as SCO-spondin. NCBI's taxonomy places the organism in Eukaryota, Metazoa, Arthropoda, Insecta, Hymenoptera, Braconidae. The record is from RefSeq and is a predicted model, not a curated record.